Molecule: messenger RNA, 726 nt
Organism: Chara braunii
Lineage: Eukaryota; Viridiplantae; Streptophyta; Charophyceae; Charales; Characeae
Source: the annotation of a GenBank genome assembly
GUAGUCGAUGCAGAGACGAAGAGUUUCAUCCGCUUUGCGAGCAAAGAGGACGGGUGCACCCCAUGGGGAGUUGCUGGGUUUAAUGAAACCCAGUCUCAAGAGCUCCUCAAGCUGACGCUUGAGUUCGGUGGCCUCGAGGAUCGAGAGUCUGUAGGGUGCCUGGUGAUGAACACGAUCGUCAGGCACGAGCUGAAUGGAGUGCUCGACGUCUGGCAUCGGUGGGAUACCGGCGUAUGAGAACGACGAUGGGAAAACGUCGUGGUACUCUCGGAUGAGGUCACGAACUGCGGGCUCCAAGUCAUUCGUAUAUCGUGCGAGUUUCUCAGCGUCAGCGUCAGCGCUCGACGGAGGGGUGGACUCGACGGAUGGCGGAGGGACGGAAGUAGAGAUAGGAGCCAUGGAGAUAGAGGGAGGAUCUGGCUCCAGACGGAUGAGCUCGGCGUCGGGACAGGGUGGAUCAUGGUGUACGAGAUCCGUCACGAUCACCAUAAAGAAGGUGACGUCGUCCUGUCGAAUGAAGUGAGCGAACAGCCGAGGCGAGGUGACAAUGAGAGAGGGAGAUGGUGUGGGCACUGAAGGCUCCGGGGGAGGAGGAUUGGGGCGUGGUGUCGCGAUACGUCUGUCCACACUUCGUUUUGAGAAUCAGAGUGUUGGUCGCCCAAUCGGCCUCGGUGCUGCGGAACCGACGAGACCACGGAGUGCCGAGAAUGAAGUCGUACCCCGUCU